AUGGCCGAACAUGACGACGAACUCAUUGCCUCCAAGACUGAAGGCUUCAAGGUCGGAGAGAAGAAGACAAUUGCUGAAUACAAUGAGCUCGACAAAAAUGACGAAUCCCUCAACCGUUGGAAGGCCUCCCUCGGCCUAAACACCGGCGAGCCCACCGGAGACCCCAACGACCCCCGAACAUGUAUCAUCAAAACCCUAGCGCUUGAAGUUCAAGGCCGUCCGGAUGUUGUUAUCGAUGUCUCUGCCCCGGGCGCGCUCGAGAAGCUGAAGGACAAGCCCUUCACUAUCAAGGAGGGCGCCCACUUCCGCAUUAAGGUGACCUUUGAGGUCCACCACGAUGUUCUGAGCGGCCUCAAGUACCUCCAGGUUGUCAAGCGCAAGGGUAUCCGGGUUAGCAAGGAUCAGGAGAUGCUUGGAAGUUAUGCGCCAUGCACUACAGGAAAGCCAAUUUACGAGAAGAAGUUCCAAGAAGAGGAGGCCCCCUCGGGGAUGAUGGCUCGCGGCCACUACAACGCGGAAUCGAAGUUUAUCGACGACGAUGACAAAGUGCAUCUCCACUUCCACUGGUCCUUCGACAUUGCGAAGGACUGGUAAAUCUUGACGGGAUUUUUCUUGGCGAUAGUACAUACAUAUAACGAACAGCAUAUAUUUUCCCUACCUAUGAGCGUUAAAGUGUUAGUUCAGUUGUUUGGAAGACGUGUUUGGCACCUCUAGAUGGAAUCAGCAUGGUGUCCGAUUGGAUGGGCCCAGCAUCUUGACAGUUUUAAAUACAUGCGUCCCUUCGGUCUUCGUACAGACAA
Molecule: messenger RNA, 800 nt
Organism: Aspergillus nidulans FGSC A4
Lineage: Eukaryota; Fungi; Ascomycota; Eurotiomycetes; Eurotiales; Aspergillaceae
Product: rho GDP-dissociation inhibitor
Exons: 4
Coding region: 1-594 (197 amino acids)
Biological process (GO): Rho protein signal transduction; regulation of vacuole fusion, non-autophagic; actin filament organization
Cellular component (GO): cellular bud neck; cytoplasm; cytosol
Molecular function (GO): Rho GDP-dissociation inhibitor activity; GDP-dissociation inhibitor activity
Source: RefSeq, a predicted model, not a curated record